Molecule: messenger RNA, 322 nt
Organism: Staurois parvus
Lineage: Eukaryota; Metazoa; Chordata; Amphibia; Anura; Ranidae
Source: the annotation of a GenBank genome assembly
GCCAAAGAUGUCGGCUCUGUUAUGUGAUCAGCUGUGUCCAAUCACAGCUGAUCACAUGUAAACUGGGAAAUGCCGGUUAUCGGCAUUUCUCUCCUCUUGAGCUGUCACGCUGAUUCCGUGGAGGGAACAUGUACACUGAUCAUCAGGGCACUGAUGAUCAGUGUGGCCUGAUUAUCAGUGUAGCCCCAGCAGUGCCACCUGUCAGUGUCCAUCAGUGCCAGCUGUCAGUGCUCAUCAGUGCCACGUACCAGUGCCCAUCAGUGCCACAUCAAUGCCACAUAUCAGUGCCCAUCUGAGCUGCCUUUCAGUGUCACCCAUCAGU